Molecule: messenger RNA, 9377 nt
Organism: Cinara cedri
Lineage: Eukaryota; Metazoa; Arthropoda; Insecta; Hemiptera; Aphididae
Source: the annotation of a GenBank genome assembly
CCAGAGGCUGGUAAACGACGAGUAUAAUAAAAUCGUAAACCUCGUUUGACCAAUUCACCCACCGGUUGUCGUUCGGUUAACACAGUGCUGCAGGAUACCUAGACAUAUAUCGGACCGAUAUCGUUAGACGUACUACCACCACGACCAGCGUGACGAAAAUCGCGGUAUUUUCGCGUAUUUUGAACUAUUCUUACUCCUUUUUUUUUUUCGAGUGUAUUUGUUCAUCUGUUUUUUUUUCUCUACCUACCAAGUGAUGAUUAAAUUAUACAGAAAAGUACAAGUUUGACAUUUUUUUUCUCUUCUUCGACGAUCGUCAAACAGCAGCAGUAUCUACCCACUAUUGAAUCCGUCGGCAUUCUAAGUAAGAUACCUACCUAUAAGCAAUAUAAGCAUUACUUAUUAUAUGAAUAAUAGGUAUACAUUAUUUAUUUAAAUCCAAGAAAGCUUUAUUGAAAGCAAUACAAUAUCGAUUAUUUCUAUAAUAAUAUUAUAAAUAUAGAUAAUUAAAACUUAACUACUUAGAAUACACCUACCAAACACCGAAAAUUCACUGUUUGACAAUAAUAGUAAGUACCGACAAAAUGUUGAUUUUUAAAACAUCGAAAAUUGUCCAUAAUUAAUAUGAAUUUUUUCGAUUUUAAUCAUAAUAUUAUAUAAUACAUAAGACUUUUUUUUAUAGAAAAAAACGAUUGUAAACAAAUAUAGUAUAUAGAUUAUAACAAAAUCGUAAGGUUAGGUUAGGUUACUAAAAAAAUGAUUAUUAAUACAUUUUAAUUAAAAAAGGACUUUUCGAUAGGUAAUUAUUAUCGUUUAAAAUUUGGUUUAGAUGCAUAAUAUAUGAUCAAAUAUUAUGUUAAAUUUAUAGAGCGAAUUAUCUAAAUUUAAUUUUUAUUAUUAAAUUUAUGUAAUAUAGACAUAAUAUUAUACUCGUAUGUAUUGACUUUGCUGGUGACAGUCUAAAAAUUAUUAUUCAAUAAACAUGUCUGCAAAUUCUAACACUCGCCGGUAUAUUAAAUAUAGUAAUAGAUAAAUAUAUAAAUGUAUAUGAUCAUAAUAUAUUCUCUUAUUACCUAUUAUGAACGCGAUUAAGCCAUUGAAGUUUAAUAAUAGUUUUCGUAUUUGAUGUUUUAAAUCGCAUACCACUGAGUGAUUCAUCACGACAUGCAGUAUAAUGAUAUUAUUAGGUAGGCAUUAAAAAUUUAUUCCGGAUGCAGUUCCCGGAUAAGACCAGGUGACUAAUUGAGGACAAGAGAAAAUACACCAUUUCAAACAGUUAAAUCAUUUACAAUAUAAAAUUAUUAAGUAUAUACAACUUUCUAUAGGCAAUAAAAAUAUAAAACAUAGUUUUACUUUUUUAAAUAUAGGCAUUCGAAAACCGGUAUACGCACACGAAAUUAUCUUUUCGAUGUUGUAGCGGAGUCACACAAUAAUAUGAUUUCCCUUUUCUAAAGACGAAACCUAUACGAGGCCUAGCUAGUUCUCCGUACGGGUCAAUGCAUUUUAUUGAAGUUAGAAGGUAAAAUUCGAAUGUUUGCGAACAUUCAAUGCGCCGCGCCUUCUGUUUGUAGAUUAAUAAGUACUUUCCACACACGUAUUCAUUGCCAUGGGCGACUAUAAGGUAAUUUCCAGGGAAAGGUCAAACCAGAACCAGAUUUUCAAACACGCUUCUAAUAUACAAAUAGAUAUUAAAUAGAAAACAGAAAACAUAACCUGUAAAAAAUGUUAUGGAAUUAUAAUAGGACCAUUACGAGGUGGUAAAUAAAUAAUAAUCCUGUGCAUCAAUGCUCAAAAACAACAAUUUUUUGUGGAUUUUAAUAUUUUUCAAGGGAAAGAGCCUUCUUUCUAUACCCUCCCCUAUACUUAAUGGAUAUUCAUUUGUAUCGCUCAAAUGAUCUAUUUUCUAGGUUUAGACGACAUAUUUUGAACCACGAUCUGAUAAUUUUCAAAACAAAGUUGUAGUUGGGAAAUUGGGAAAGUAGGAUACAUAGUUAUUUAAUUUUUAUCCGUACUCGACGAAAAAUCAUUGUAAUGAAAUACGAUUCUGAGCGAAUUUCGUUUAACAAGUUUUGAAAUACUGUGGUUUUUACGAUUUUCGUCAAUAAUUUUAAUCUUAAAAAAAGGUAAUAAAAAAUUACUAGUAUAGUAAUUUAUUAUAUUAGUUCAGCAUAAUCUCAAUCUUUAUUUUACCACUGAUGACAACUUAUAAAAGAACUUGCGUAAAAUUUUCAAGCGUUUCUACUUGGCCAAUACAAUUGUAUCCACACAAAACCACAUAAAACUAAAAAACUUAAAAAUUUCAAAAGCCUAUAUAGCUUAAAAAUAGCCAGACGUUUUUUAAGAAAAUAUUAAUAUAAAUAUUCUGUGAGAAUUUCAGGUCUCUGCGACUAUUUCUAACUGAAUUACAACAAAAAAAUAAAAUCAAAAAUAAUAAAACCGUAUUUCUUUGAGAUUUUCUACAUUUUCCAGAUUAGAAAGAAAACUGCAAAGAAAAUAAAAACGAUCUUAUAAUUAGCACCGACUAGAUAAAAUUUUCUUUCAAAAAGAGAUGCUGCGUCUGAAAAUUGAAGCGAUAUUUCUGGUAAAAAUGUCGUUUACAGACAAAAAAACACACACACACACAUCAUAGUAAAACCAAUACGUUCCUCGUUGCGUUCAGAAUCUAACACUGUCCUAUUCACCCGAUCUACAACCGCCCGAAUUACGAUGUUGCAUGUGAAUAGUUUAUACCAUUAACAGAUAGAGAGAGAUAGAGAAAGAGACAUUUCGAUAAGUAUCAAAACCCAUUGCCAGCUAUUAGUCGUAACCAACCUGCAAUUAAUCGAUUAAACCCACGGGAUGUAGUUUUAUAGUCGCUAUCUGCGCGUAUUUGUUGUAAACGCUGAUAAUCACUCGUAAUGACUUUUGCAUUUAAUGUUGGUCCAUUCGUUCGGGAUAUAAAGCACACUUGUUCGCAAGUCCUUAUUUGACUUCAAAAAAUUGCACGCUCUUCAGAUAAUAAUAUUAUGUUAUCCAAGUGGUGUGUAUUAAAAAAAAAAAGUCUUUGUAUGAAUAACUUUGUGUAGGUAUUCAGUUCUUACCUAUAUUUAUUUUAUUGAAAGAGGCGUGCACUUUUUCCUUUAAUCAUUUUUGUUUUACAGAUUUCUUUUAUUUGGUUUUGUAUGAAUGAAUUUGUUUGGCCAAACAGAAAUGCUUGAAAAAUUUAACACGACGUUCAUUAUAAAUUAUACUGAGUGGUAAAACAAAAGUUGAUCAUAAUGUAGUUGUUGUUUUUUGUAAACGUUUUAAGUUAAAAUGUUGACAAAAAUAGUAAAAAUUACGAUGAUUUAAAACAUAUAAUAUAUCGAUUUUUAUACAGAAUCGUUUUUCGUUAGCAAAUAAAAUGUACAACUGUGUGUUUCUGCACAGUGCACACCCAUCAGCAGUCUUAACUCUUUUCUUUUUUUUUUGUUUUGAAUCCAUCGCAUAUUAUUUCCUUCCAUAUAUAUAAAUAUAUAUAUGUAUAAUAUAAUAUUGUAUAUUCUUUGACGGCGUGUAAGUUAUACAAGUGUUAUGAGUAAAGUUUGUUCAUUCCAUUGAAGUAUGAACACAACUACACCACACCGUCACUUUGAAGUUGUAUUAUUAAUAAAUGCCAAUGUACAUUAUCGUCAACAAUAUUAGCAUUGUAAAAACGUCAUAUUAUUAAAACGCAGACAUGCGUAUCAGUGUGACAUAUACGAUUGACUAAAUUUUGGUCACGAUGACAUUGAUUAAUUAAAAGUAUACCUGUAGGUGUAAAUUUAUCAUUACUCGUCGACAAAACCGAUUAAAUAUCGUCAACAAAAAAGAACAAUAAUUAUAAUUACGCACCUCGUUAGAAACCGCAUUUAAAGUUAUCGUAUUUAUCAACAAAAUAUAUUAAGAGUAACAUUUGCCCAUUUAUCCAACGGAUAAUAUAGUAAAAAUGUGGUUUUGUGCUUUUAUUAGUACCUAUUUAGGAUUUAAUAGACCUAAAACAAAAAUUGAUUUCACCAAAUUAAAAAUGAAAAUAUUUACUAUGUUUCAAAGAAUGAUUCUUUGAUAUAUUAACUGUACAAUAUUUCAUUUGUUUUUCCAGUUUAAAGUGCGAAUUUAUAAUUUGAAUAUUGUUUUAAAAAAUAAUAAUAAAACAAAGAAAUGAUGAUCCAUCUGACGCCCAUUAUCAGUUAGAUACUUAUAUGUUGAGCUUUGUUUUAAAAUUAAAAUAAUAGGUAUGUGUUAAAAUAUUUUCUUGAUUUUUAUACUAGUACAAUUAUUCACUAUAAGCAGUCUACAAAAUGUGCAAGUGUGAGACGUUAAAAAAAAAAUUGCUUGUUUUCAAAAUGUUUUAUAGAAUUCAAAUAAAAUGUUCCCUAUAUUUAUAAAAAAACUUUUUUCUAUACCUACAUACUGUUUUCUUUUCAUUUUAAACUAAUUUUUAAAGUUAAACUCUAAAAUCCACGACAAUAAGAAUUCCUUAUAUAUUAUUUUAUAGUAAAAGCUCUAAAUAAUAAUUAUGAAACAUAUAAAAGCUAUCCUGAAGUCCUAAAAAACAAAACAUUAUGGUGUAACGUCUGGUUUAAUAGGUUUUUUUUUAUUUUUUAUUCUGUUUCCUCUAUAUUAAUAAUGUAUAUAAAUGAUACAAAGUAAUCUGUUUAAAAAAACAAUCCUUAUUAUAGGUAGGUGUAUAUUAUAUAUUAAAUUUGGUAGAAAGGUAAAUUUAACUUUGUGACGAAGGUAGGAUAUUAUGUACAAAUCACAAACAAUAAUUUCGAUAACCUUUACUUGAAUUUGUUAGUUUUUCGAUAAAUAUUAAUGAAACUUGGUAUGUACACUAUACACGCAAUACAUUAAAUAUUUAAGCGAGUAAGAGAAAUCUAAAACGACUUUCUACUUUUUAAUCAUACAAUGAUUCGCUUUUAACAAUUCUAUUGCACCCAAACUCGGUAUUCGAGCCGAUAUUAUUUUUCCCUACACAAGACGUGAAUAGUGUUUUUAUUUAAAUGCACUUACUUAUUUUAUUAUUUUUACAGCCAACGUAUUCAAUUUCGUCAAACAUAAAAAUGGCUUUCACUAAGCCGGAAUUAAAAUCAAAUAUUCAAGAGUUUUUCAAAAACAAAACCAUUUUCAUUACCGGAGGAACUGGGUUUCUUGGUAAGCUAAUCGUUAACAAAUUGAUUAGAUCAUGUCCGCAGAUCAAACGUAUUUACCUACUGGUGAGAGACAAAAAAGGAAAAAGCGCGCAUGAAAGACUAGAAGACAUAUUUAAUUUACCGGUACGUAAAAUAAUUGCAUUUCGUUUAUUUUAGAAAUAAUGUUUAAGCAAGUGUUUUUUUUUCUUUUACAUAAACUAGAUUUUUCAAGACAUUGAACCAUCAAAGCUACAAAGAAUUAUCGCACUUAGCGGUGACUGCAGCCAAGCGCAAUUAGGACUAUCUGAAAACGACCUGAACACGUUAGUCAAAGAAGUGAAUGUAAUUUUUCAUAGUGCAGCCACAGUUAGAUUCGAUGAACGCCUUGACAUUGCCAUUGGAAUAAACGUAAUUGGCGCCAGAGAAAUUGUAAAACUAGCCCACAAAAUGGAAAAUCUCGUGGUAUUAAAUUGUUAAUAUUUUUUUUUAAGCCUAGAUUAUCGCAUUUAGCAUUUACAAUAUACACAUGUAUAUUAUACAUUUAUAUACAGGCUGUCUCGUGAAUAUACUCCUUGAAUAUCUCCGAAGAUAAUAAAGAUAAUUAAAAUCUGUUUUUUUUUUUAUAUAUAUUAUUCACAGGGAUGAAGACUAUAAAAUACAAAUAUUUAAAUUUCAAUUCAAUAUUUUUUUUUAGUAAACAAAUUUAAAAAAAUAACUUUCGUUUUACGAUUUUCAGACAAUUUUAAGAUAGCCAUUAUGUACUUUAUUUUUCUGAAAAUUGUAAUGUAUCACACAUUUAUAUCCAAUGAAUAGUUUCUAAGAAACAAUUUAAUACGGCUAUUACUCAGAAACUAUUCAUCGGACAUAAAUGUCUAGAAAUUCGUUUGAUAAUACCGUUAUAUUCCAAUAAUUAUACCAGUGUCUUUUAUUUUAUAUCAGUAUAUCAAGAUAUUCGAUGACUUGAAGUUGAUACAAAAUAUCAUUAUCACCUCUAUCAUCCAUACUUAUUUGUUAUCACACUGUACAUAUACCUUUAAAUUUCGAUAUAGUAAUCAACUGAAUCUUCUAUCUUUAUUCGUUGUAAUUCAAAAAUGUCAAUGUGAAGAAAAAUAAUGAAGAAAAUAAUUCAAUCAUACAUUUUAUGGUAGGUUAUUUUGUGAUAAUUUGAUAAGAAUAUGAAACAGAGGAAUGAUCGCGAUGGGAACAUUAGGAAAGAAAGGGAUUCUACCUGUAUAAAAUAUUUGAACUAUAUCGCGAAGCGGGUCAGAAAAACUAAACCGGUAUAACAAAAUUGUUGAACCGGUAUCACUAACGAAUUUCUUUAUUUUAUACCGGUAUUAUUUUUAAGGGGAAAUUAAUAACGGUAUAACCAAACGAAUUUCUAGUAGGUGAUACAUUAAAAUUGUCAGUAAAAUAAACGAUACAGAAUGGCUAUCUUAAAAUUUUCUAAAAAUAAUAAAAUAACGUUAUUUUUCAAUUUAAUUCAAAUAUAAUAUUUGUAAUCCUCAUCCCUGAGAGUAAUAUAAAAAAAAAAAAACAGAAUUUGAUUAUCUUAAUAAUCUCCGGAGAUAUUUAAGGUAUAUAUCUUUAUGGGACAGCCUGUUUAUACAUAUUACACAGGCAUAGAAUAAUUUUAAUCAAUCUUUAGAUUUUAAAUUAACAUAACAUAUCCAUUUUUAUUAUUAGUCGUACUUACAUGUUUCAACGGCUUUUUCCAAUUGCCACAUUAAACACAUAGAAGAGAAAUUUUAUAACUUACCGUACAGCUAUGAAAAACUUAUUCAUCUUUACAAAACGAAGAGUUGGAAUAUACUUGAAAAAAUGAAACCUUUGUAAGUACCUACCUUUACGUUUUAUAAUCAAGUAAGUAUCUCUCCUUAAAGCGAUGUAUCUUAUACCUUGUCCUUUAUUUAUUUUAAACAUUCUUUGUCUCGUAAUGGCAGUUGAUAUAAUUUCAUUUUUUUACUAAAGUAUAAAAUAUAAUCUAAAUGAAUAAUGAGUAUUUUGUCUUGGCAAUAUACCUAUUAACAUGUUUUUAUUGUAUUUCUCGAAUACAAAAUGACAAAACCCUAUACAAUAAUAUUAUUAUUAUUGGAAUUCAGCCUUUUAGGUCCCAUGCCAAACACUUACGUAAUGACGAAAGCAGCUGCUGAACAAUUGGUCAAGCACGAAGCCAAGGGCUUGCCUAUCACAAUAUUCCGUCCGGCAAUUGGUAGGUACCAAACUUUGAAAAUUACUCAAGAAAACGGAUUUGAUUCAAAAUCUAUUUAAAUGCAAAAAUAAACGAUGUUAUAUUAUACAAAUUUAAUUUUCAUUUUCAUUUUGUCCAUAAUAUAACGAUUAUAAUUAUUAAUUUAUAGUAAUAGCGACGGCCAACGAACCUUUGCCUGGUUGGAUUGACAAUUUGUAUGGGCCAACGGGCAUCGUGACUGGCGUGAUGACAGGGAUAAUAAAAGCACUGCCAUGUGAACUGAACGCUGUCACGGAUUUAAUUCCAGCCGAUUUGACUGUAAACGCAUUAAUAGCCGCAUCGUGGGACACAAACGUCAGGUAUUAUAUAUAUAACUGGAAAACAGUUUAUAGAUAUUUUUUCAUCAAACUUAUCGUGUUUUUCUUUUUUUCUUUGAUACUUUCCAGACACAUAGCCGAUUGUAAAUUGAUUAGCAAAUAUAAAGACGACCCGUGCGUCUAUAAUUUCAUAUCGUCGUCCGAAAACCCCCUUACUUGGAAAAUAUUUUCGGAAAUUCUAAUGAGCUGUAUCAUGAAACGACCAACAAUCAAAGCCAUGUGGUAUCCGACGUUGAUAAUGAAUUCGUCAAUUUUUUUACACAAAUUCACCGUACUGAUAUUGCACUAUCUACCAGCGUUCCUAUUAGAUUUAGUGUUUAUUGUUUCGGGAAAAAAACUAAGGUUCGUAAUAAUUUAUAAUCGCAAUGACAAUAUCUGCAUUUUUUUUUUCUUAUCAUGAAAAUUAAUUUUAAAUACCAUUUAUAUUUAUAUGUAAAAUAUUGUUCAGGUUGGUCGAUCAAUACAAAAAAAUCGAACGAUUUACCGAUAUAUUAGAAUUUUUCUCUACCCAAGAAUGGAAGUUUUCUAAUGAAAACGUACAGCAUUUAUGGGGAACGAUGGGCAAAGGCGAUCAAGUAUUAUUUCCGUUCGAUAUUAAACAAAUGAAUUGGGUAGACUACUUAGAUACGUACCACAAAGGGAUAAUGACAUUUUUACUCAAAGAAGGAACGGAAACAUUGCCGGCGGCUAAGAAACGACAUAGAAAGUAUGUUAUGUUAUAAUAUUAUUAAACUGCAGUAAUAAUCGUCUACUGUGUGUCUGCAUAGAUAGGUGUAGCUAUAAAUUAUAAUAUGCAUCGAUUGCUUAAAUUCACCCUUUAACAAUACUACAAUUCAUUAUCUUCGGUAUGCAUAUCAAAUUUAAAGUCUUGUUAAGUUUUGCGAUUCGUCAAAAUACAUUAUUAAACUAUUUAAAUUAGUUUAAUUUUACUGAUUUCGUGAUUUUUGAAUUUUUGUCAUACUGAAAACAUAUGGAUGUAAUAUAGUUAUACGUGAAUACAGAACUAAUACGCACAUUUUUAUUCGAUAAACUAUUUAAAUUUAUACUUAUGAAUCUAUAAAUCCAUGUAAAUAAUAUCCUAUAAUAAUUAUCCCAUAAUAAUAUAUUGUGUAUCUAUAAUAAAUGUAUAAUUUAUUCAAGUAUUUAUUUAUUUUGCAUAUUAAUAAAUAUUACUAUUAUAAUUGAUAAAGUGUUAUGUAUAAUAAUAUGAAAAAACAAUAUGCCUACCUAAUACUAAUAAUUGUGUUCGUCUUUUAUAGGCUGUUUAUCUGUCAUAUGAUUUUCAAAGGUGCCGUUUAUGUAGGACUCAUAAUGCUGAUCUGGAUGAUUAUAAAGCGAAUUUUUUUGGCAUGGUAAUUUGUUAUGUAGGUUGUAAUGGUAGUAUGCAGGUACUACUUACAAGCUCGUAUACAGUUCCAAUGACAUUACACUUAAUAUCUAUAUGAUAUACCUGUAUAGUACAAGAAUCCUUAAAUUAUUUAUACCUAUUAUCCUUCAAAACGAAUCAAACACACCAAAACCACGCCAUUAUUUUAUUUUGUAUACUUACCUAUCUUAUUAUUUAAUAUAUGUACACAAAUAUGUUUUUAUAUUGUAAAGUUAUUAUUUAUAGACAUUGACAAUUUUCUUUUGGGGAGUUCCUGAAUAAAUACUCGAUUAAUUUAACGUUUAUAAUAUCCA